Venturia canescens is the source of this 985-nucleotide messenger RNA. Its product is annotated as protein TsetseEP-like. NCBI's taxonomy places the organism in Eukaryota, Metazoa, Arthropoda, Insecta, Hymenoptera, Ichneumonidae. The record is from RefSeq and is a predicted model, not a curated record. The transcript has 2 exons. The coding region runs from base 1 to 978 and encodes 325 amino acids.
AUGCUAGUGGAAUGUGAUAAAGAAUCGGUAUUGAUGCGACGACCCGCUCUACCAUCGACACUGAUUCCGGUAACAAUUGAAGCAGCGAGUGCCUUGGCACGGGAUGCUGCGAUAGAUCCCGACCGUGAGCCACUUGCUGAAGCACUGUUAGAACCGGCGUUACUUGCUGCGUUGGAGGCUGCGUUGGAACCUGAUCGUGAUCCACUGUUGGAUCCGGAAAUGGAACCUGCGUUACUUGCGGCGUUAGAUGCUGCGUUGGAGCCAGAUCUUGAUCCACUUGCUGAAGCACUGUUAGAACCGGCGUUACUUGCUGCGUUGGAGGCUGCGUUGGAACCUGAUCGUGAUCCGCUGUUGGAUCCGGAAAUGGAACCUGCGUUACUUGCGGCGUUAGAUGCUGCGUUGGAGCCAGAUCUUGAUCCACUUGCUGAAGCGCUGUUAGAACCGGCGUUACUUGCUGCAUUGGAGGCUGCGUUGGAACCUGAACGUGAUCCACUGUUGGAUCCAGAAAUGGAACCUGCGUUACUUGCGGCGUUAGAUGCUGCGUUGGAGCCAGAUCUUGAUCCACUUGCUGAAGCGCUGUUAGAACCGGCGUUACUUGCUGCGUUGGAGGCUGCGUUGGAACCUGAUCGUGAUCCGCUGUUGGAUCCGGAAAUGGAACCUGCGUUACUUGCGGCGUUAGAUGCUGCGUUGGAGCCAGAUCUUGAUCCACUUGCUGAAGCGCUGUUAGAACCGGCGUUACUUGCUGCGUUGGAGGCUGCGUUGGAACCUGAUCGUGAUCCGCUGUUGGAUCCGGAAAUGGAACCUGCGUUACUUGCGGCGUUAGAUGCUGCGUUGGAGCCAGAUCUUGAUCCACUUGCUGAAGCGCUGUUAGAACCGGCGUUACUUGCUGCGUUGGAGGCUGCGUUGGAACCUGAUCGUGAUCCACUGUUGGAUCCGGAAAUGGAACCUGCGUUACUUGCGGCGUUGGAUGCUGCCUGAGAGCCAG